Messenger RNA from Theileria parva strain Muguga, 5841 nucleotides. RefSeq names its product putative integral membrane protein. The transcript has 3 exons. The coding region runs from base 1 to 5841 and encodes 1946 amino acids. The record is from RefSeq and is a predicted model, not a curated record. NCBI's taxonomy places the organism in Eukaryota, Apicomplexa, Aconoidasida, Piroplasmida, Theileriidae.
AUGAUUAAAAAGAAGCACAAAACUGAUAAAAAUGGCUCAAUUGAACAUGUUUAUAAUUUUAACCAAAUUACCCUUCUACACAACCAUAAACUAAAAUUUCAAAAUCGUCAUUGGCGUCUAAUAUGUCUAAUAUUGAUAAUAUUAGUAUUUUAUAAUGUGAGAGGUGUUGGGUGUGAGUUGGCUAGUAUAAAUCCGGGUUUACCACCCGGUGUAAACCCUGAACUCAUUAAACAUAGCGUUAACUUAGCUCAACAGUCCAGGAGACGCUCUCAGUCGAAAGUUCCAAGAAACAAAUUAAAUAAAUCUUUUCAAAACAGUACCACUGGCAGUAGUAAUGAUGAUAGUGACAGUGAUGGCAGUGGAGAUGAUAGUGAUGUUGAAUUGCCCUUUAGAACAGAUUCAGAGGUUUACACGAGGAAAAAACUAUCAAAAGAUAAACGCAAUCGCAGAUUCACGGAUCUAGAAACUCAUAAACGAAGACCAAUUAAUCCUUUAACAAAAUAUCCUUCAGAUGAUCAAUCUGAAGAAAAUAAGCCGACGGAUAAAACCCCUUUGCUAGAUACCCCUUUAAAAGAAAAACCUAAAGUUGUUAAACCUGUGCCAAUUAACCCGAAUGAUAAAAAUAAACCUAAACUAUCUGAAGCCACCCCUAUUUUGACUAAAACUAAGGAUAAAGAUGAGAAGAUUGGACCAUUUAGCGAAAGAUUACUUAGACCCAUUUCUGACAAUGUUGAUUUCAAUAAUCUACCAUUCAAUACUAAUACUAAUACUAAUACUACCGAAACUAACAGUAAUGAUAGUACUACAAAAACUAACACCGCUGAUAGUACUACGAAUACCACUAGCCCUAAUCCGUUAAACCCUAAUACCGGUAAUAAUGGAGUUAAAAAAAUGACACCACCGAAUUCACCUACAAUGACAGCGGAAUCGGGAUCAGGAUCAUCGGACGAUUUUGAUGUAAAUGAGGUAGAAGCGGUGAAAAAAUCAAAAUUAGACCCAUCAAUUACACAGGGUCUGGGCAAUAGUAUACCCCGAAAAUCGCAAGUGAGUGGAACACAAAUCCCAGUGGCAACAUCUUUUGAAUAUAAUAGAUCAGCACAUGUAUUAGAACCUAAAUUUGAAAAGCCUAAAGUAAUGGGUGGUAUAAUACAAACAUUAACAGAUAAAGAAUCCAAAUUACGUAGAAUGACCAAGCGUAAACUAAGAAUACAACAUGAUCUAACUCUGUACAUUAGUAAAGAAUCCGCAAACGUAGUGAAUAUGUUAAAUAAUGGCGAAGUAGGUAAACUUCAAAAGGUCCAUCCUUUAGUAUAUUUGAGAUUACAAGAGGUUUUCCAAUCACAAUAUGCUUUGAACCAACUAUUAAAAAAGGAUGGAGAUAAGGUUAAAAGAUACGAUAAAAACUGGUAUUUGAAUUCCACGCCUACUGCAAAAGCCUCUUUUAUAGAGGAAAUACGUAAAUACACUAAGGAGCCUGAAUUGUAUGGUAAAUUCAAACAACCUAAAAAGAUGAAGGAAAGUAGGAAAUUAGUAUAUGAAAAGUUAGAACUAUUUCAUAAUGAUUAUAUUUGUCAGAGAAUUGUUAGGGAAAAUCAAUUUUCCGAUAAGAUAAUACGUUCAUUUGAACAACAAUCUGGUUUAUAUAUAGCCCCAAAUUAUCAUAAUUUAGUGCCGGGGUUAGGAAAUCUAUGGCUAAUUAAGAAUUUUGAACGUUAUUACAUGGAAGCCUCAAGGUCUAAAGUAACUACUUUUAGUAAAGUUGCCCCUAGUUUAGUUGGAAAAUUCAUGUUAAUGGUGGAAAAUGGUACUGUUUUGCCAUCACCACCAAGCUCUCAAGUUGCUAUUCAUUCACUUUCUAUCAUCUUAUCAAUGGUUAUGGAAGGUGUUAGAGAACCACAAUUGUUCCUUGGUAAAAAGAAAUUUUAUGGUUUCAUGUCAUUGUGUGAUACUAAGUGUAUACAAACACUGUAUGACAAUGAUAAGGUAGCAACGACUGAGAAAGGUGUUGGUAAAAAGGGAACAGUUGGUAAAAGAUUGGCACAAUUUUUAAAAUGGGUGCAAUUGUUCCAUACUGAAGAUUUAUUAUUAAUUGAUACAUAUGCACAGAGAGUAUUAUUAAGCAUAAUGUAUGCAAUAACGAGGGAAGACUUUUAUAGAAGUUCACCCAGGAAUGUACAGUUGAGAAUACAGUCACAAUUCACCAAUCAAAAACCUUCACAAUCAUUUUUACAAGAAGAUAGUGAUGAUAUAGUUGAACCUUCAAUGUUGGAGGUUGGCCCUGAUGCACGAGAGCGCGAGUUACGAGAAGCUAACAGACGUCUAAUCGAAGAUUACAACAGGCGACGUCAAGAAGAAUAUGAAAAACGCCGACGUGAACAAUAUAAAGAUCCACAUAAGCAGUAUAAGAAUCGUCAAGAAUAUUUACGUGAUCAAAUGGGUCGUGUAUUGGAUGAGCAAAGUAAGGAGGUACAUAAACAGAAGGCGGAGCGUGAGAAACAAGCUUUUGAGGAUGCUCUUAAUGGUAGUGAUACUUUUCAAAAAGCUAUGCGUCAGAGGGAAGAAAUUCUUAGACGUGCCAGAUACAAUUCCAGGAUGCCUAGUAAUGAUGUUGAAAAUGAAAAAUCUCUUUUCACUAAUACUGCUGAUAACACCAAUGAUAAUGCUGAUAAUACUUCUGAAGAAAAGAACACUGACGUGAGGAGUAAAUUGGAAGGAAUGGGAAAUACGUAUAAAAAAUUUUAUAAUAUGUUUAUGAGUGGUUAUCAUGAACCUGGAAAAUCAGUAAAUCCUGAAAACACUUCUGAACAAAUCAUACCAUUCCACGUCUUUGCCACUAGUAAUGGUGGUAGAGUUAGUGGUAGUGUUGGUUAUGAUCACCAAUUCUUGGAUGUUAUUAAUGUUAUUACUGAUCUGACCAAUUUGGCAAAUAAAGAUUACAAUGUGUAUUACCAGAGUGUUAACACUAUCAUUAUGAUACGAUCAAUACAUUUAGCAUUGCACUCAUUCGAGAAUUCUAAACAGAAAAAAAUUACCAGUUCUAAAACUUUUGGUAGUCUUUUCCGAUAUCUCAACACUGAUAGCAAUGGAUAUGUAAUGAAUUUAACUAAACAAUUUCUACCAGCAACUUCAUUAUCGUUACAACUCAUAUUCUUUAUACAAGAGUUAGUCGAGCGUUAUCAUCAUGGUAUCAUUGGAUUAUUAAGGAAAUUCUUUAAAAAUUUACUAUUUCGUGGUAUUAUUAGGGCCCCAACUAAUUUUAGACAGGUUAAUAACAACUUUAACACUUAUGUUAUAUAUGAUGAUAAAAAAUACAAAGGUACAUUGGAAACCGUACAUCAGCUUGUGAAAAUGUUUAAAGACUCAUUUAUUACCAAAGCAUCCAUACCAAUACCAAUCAUACAAUAUAUUACCAUAUUCUUAUCAUUGUGGUCACAAUCAGAUUCGCAAACGUUUAAUAUAUCAGACCGAAGCGAGAAUAUUGCUAGGAAGAUGUUCCUACUAUCGUUUUUGGUCAAUAAAAGGAGUUUAGCUGAUAUGGCGACUGAAAUGGUUUUACAACAUUGUGCAGGUUUAAAAAUGUUACAUCUGGGAUGUGUGUCAAAAUUAAACAACAACAACAAGGAAUGUAAAGAUUAUUCACUCCUCCUUAAAAAGAAGAAGGUUUUGAGAAUAAUGAGGAUGAUAGAGAGUACGUCCAUGGAUCCACUAGAUGUCAUAAGAAUUGCAUCUGAUACUUGCAGAAGGUGUGUGGCUAAUCUUACUGUGAGACCACAUGUCGGGGCACCCACUCUAUUACAGAUGGAACAGGAUUUAGAUGAUGGUGAGGAUGAUGAUUUGGAGGAUGUGGAGGAUAGUUAUUUGGAGUUGGAUGAGGGAUUAGAAGGUGGCUCCGGUGGUUGUCUCGAUUGUUUAGGUUGUUGUAACCGAAAAAAGAACCAAGAAACUACUUCAACUUCAAACUCAAACUCAAAUCCGAAUUCAAAUUCAGGUGGUAAAGAUUCAAGUACAGAUAAGGAUUUAUCUACUAAUAGUGCAUCUGGGCAAUCAACUUCAACUUCAAGAUCAGGUUUUGGUAAAAGUGGUAUACCAUGUGCAGCAGGUAGUGGUACAAGAGCCUUUGGAAACCCCUCCUACUUGCAAAUUCCUAAUAAUAGUAGUAAUACUAGCUCUAACAUUUUAAAAACUAGUUUAUUGCAGUUAGAUGAGAGUCUCGAGCUUAAAAAUAAUAUUUUUUCAUCAUAUUCUCCGGCAAGUUCAGGUUUGAGAGCUUUUAAUAGCCCUAGUCUUACAAAACCUGCUAAUAUUAAUAAUAAUAAUGGUACUAUUCGAAAUGGAGAUAGGCAGAGCAAAAAUAGGCAAGCCGACGAGUCUAAACCCACAAAACCCUUAACUGAUAGUAGCUCAAAAUCCAGUUUAUUGGAGCUCAAUGACGAUGUCAAUUCUGAAAAGGUUAAUGCUGAGACAGGUGAAUCUCAAAGCACCAAAUCUAAGUCCAAUAGUAAUUCCGACUCAGAAAACAGUAAUAAGAAAUGGUAUGAUCCUUUAAAGAAAGUGAAGAAUGUAUUUAAGAAGAAGAUGACACCUGAAGAGGAAGCAAUGAUGUUACCGCAUUUUGUUGAUCGCUUAAUGCUACAUUCAGAAAUAACUCAUCGUAUUCAUUGUUACUAUACCCAAAAGACCUUAGUGAAGAGACUAAUAAAAGAAUUAAAAAAAGCCAAAGAUGAAUUGGAUAUAAAACAAAUAAUAGCAAAUGUAUUUGGUGAAUUUAGAAGUAUUGAAAUUAUACAAUCCGGUAUGGCAUCAUCAAUACACCAACUUAUAUGCCCAUUCAUGAUGGAAUCCCCGAAUGAACUCAGAUUACCAAUUCAAACCAAUAUACUACAAUAUGUUAUCAAGCAAUUAGUCAGUAAGUAUAAGCUUAAUCCAAUAAAGAAAGAUUUGUUUAAACAAUUUAGGGGUAAAAUUAAUGAGUUGGUACCUGAUCUAGAGGGAUAUAUGAAAGUAGAUGUCGUUGGAAGUGUAUUUGUAGGAUUAAGAAAGUACAAUGGUAUAUAUUAUUCAGGUGGUUAUGCACCGUUUGAUAAGAUUGAUAAGCCUACGAAUAUUUUGUUAAAACCUGGCGAAGGGAGAUUAGUAUAUGAUGGUGAUAAUUUCGUACCAGAAUUAACAGCACUAAAUGACAUACCUUCUCUGGAAUCAAUUAAUAUUAUACAUGAAUACGAUUACGACCGUAUAGUUUACCAGAUUAAUACUGGUAAUGGUGAAGGUGCUAGUAUAGUAAUGAGUGAGAGGAAAUUCGCGUUGGAAUAUCCAAAUUUUAUAAUUAGAGCCCAUGUUUUAAUUACGGCGAAAGCUUUAAUGAGGAUGGGAUUUGAUAUGGGCAGGGUUAUUUGGUGUGGAGAUAAAUACGGCUGGGUUGCUGAUUUUUCACUUGAUAAUAUUGUACCAGUUUCUGAUGUGCCUGUUUAUAAUGGUCAAUACUGGCUCUUAACAUCGCAACUUACUGUUAAAGACGUUGUUGGCAAUGUUCCAAUUCGUUUAGUAGAUAAAAAAAGCUAUAUGGACACUGGUAGUACUGAUAUUACAAUAGACGAUAAGGGACUGAAUGAGAUUAAUGUUGAGAUAAUUUCUAACGGUAAGAAAGUUGGUGAGGUAAAGUCACACAAGGGCGAAACUCUAGAAGGUGAGGACGAAGAGGGGAUGGAAUUUUUAGUUGGAGCUGGAGGAGACAAUUUGAGUGCAACUCCUGGAGCAGUUAAGACAGUGAAAACAGCGACAUACAACCCAACAACUCACGGUCUCACAUUAGAUUUAGAUAUGCCUGAUUUCAUAAAUAUGUAA